Messenger RNA from Schizosaccharomyces osmophilus, 678 nucleotides. RefSeq names its product Rab GTPase binding. Gene Ontology annotation, cellular component: trans-Golgi network; membrane. NCBI's taxonomy places the organism in Eukaryota, Fungi, Ascomycota, Schizosaccharomycetes, Schizosaccharomycetales, Schizosaccharomycetaceae. The record is from RefSeq and is a predicted model, not a curated record. The transcript has a single exon. The coding region runs from base 1 to 678 and encodes 225 amino acids. Gene Ontology annotation, biological process: endoplasmic reticulum to Golgi vesicle-mediated transport.
AUGACAGAUUUUAAUAAGCCUAAUGUAGAAAUUGAGCAAGAUGAAGCGGAGAAUUUGCUUCGUAUGGAUCCAGUUCAAUCUAGUUUCGACGUUGAAACAAGACCUGUAGAACCUGAUACGUUUGCUGGUGAAUCGGUUGUUGAAACUAGAUAUACAGGCGGCGAUACAUUAGAUGAACCUAUUCGAGUUACUUUGCUUAACGAAUUUCGAGCAAUCGGCGAAAAACUAAUUUACAUCCUGUAUCCCAAAAAUGCCCAAGUGUUGAGAGAUUGGGACUUAUGGGGGCCUUUAAUAUUCUCUCUGGUUAUAUCUUUAUGCCUUGCUCUUCCUGCAUCAAGAGCAGAUCGAGAAUCUAUUUUUACGGUUGUCUUUGCUCUCAUUUGGUUUGGCGAGGCUAUCUGUUCUUUAAACAUCAAACUCUUGGGUGCUAACAUUAGCAUUUUCCAGUCUAUUUGUAUCCUUGGUUACUCUUCAUUCCCCCUCGUAAUCUCUUCAGCCGUUUGUUCUUUUCUCGAUCAACUUUAUAUUCGCAUACCUGUUAACGUAGCUAUGUAUGCGUGGGCUACUUUUGCUUCUCUAGGCGUAUUGCAAAAUUCCAACCUUGUCAAUAAGAAGUUCUUGGCGGCUUAUCCUCUCUUUUUAUUUUACUUUUCCUUGUCUUGGAUCAUCUAUUUAUAA